This is a messenger RNA of Daucus carota subsp. sativus, 423 nucleotides long. RefSeq lists its product as uncharacterized. The record is from RefSeq and is a predicted model, not a curated record. The coding region runs from base 1 to 423 and encodes 140 amino acids. The transcript has a single exon. Lineage: Eukaryota; Viridiplantae; Streptophyta; Magnoliopsida; Apiales; Apiaceae.
AUGAAGAAGAAGCAAAGAGAGGUAAAAGAUGAGCAUGAGCUUGAGAUUAUCAAGGCUGUGGCACAAGCAUGGUAUGGACACUCAACAAGUCCUAGUACUUCUAGUUCGACAAGUGAAUUCGAUGCACCCCGGAUGAAUUUUAAGAGCAAGCCGUCUCGAUUUAAGCUCGAAGCUUACAAUAAUAAGUCCUUGGCGAUGAAGCAUACUAAUGGUGGCAGUUGGGACUUUGGGCAGUCACUGUGGGACUCUUAUGAGAUUGUUAGCGUGUCCAAGAAACUAGAUGCUGCUCUGGUGCUUGACCAUCGUUGUUUCGACUUGGAUAAGGCUGGUGAAGGGGAGAAGAAGAGGAAGCCUAAAGAAAACUCGAAUAGUUUAGCAAGUCUGUUAGGGAGAGUGUCAUCCAGAAGAUUCAGGGGAGAAUGA